UAUCAAAGCUCUAAAACCUCAGCAAAAACCCUCUGCUGUUUGCUUCCUCUCCCUUGUAGAGAAGGGAGGGCAAAAUGUCCCUCUCUCGUCUUCUUCCACUCAGAUUCAGAUCACUCAUCAACACUGUAGGUGGGAGGUGACAACUAUUGUGUGGAACUAGUUGAGAAUGUAGAAGAUGGUAUUCUUCAGUGAAUGAUAAAGGCGAAAUUUCGCAGCCGUUGAAGAAAUCAGAAAUGCAGAUAUCUGAAAAGAAGCAUAUGACCGAAAAUGAAGGGGUCUUUCCCAGAGAAACAUAUGCCCGGAAGGAAGUAGGUCCCUGGGAUUAUUUGCUAUCCGGCUUUCAAAGAACUAAAAAGAAGAUUUUUGAAAAGUUUAUGGAGCAGAAGAGCAGUAGCACUCAUGCAUUAACUUCCACUUCCGAGCUUAAAGAUUCUGAUAAUGUUGUAUCUGCUGAUAGUCAUGAUAGUGGAAGUAUGAAUGAUCUUAAGAUUACAAUUCAUUCAGAAAAGACAUCUCUAACUAAUAUGGCAGAAAACGUUGACAGUGAAACAUAUCUUUCUUCUCAUGCUGACAACAGUAAAGCUUUAGAGGUUAUUAAUAAUAUGAAAAACAUUUCUGAUUCAGUUGGGCCUGAAGAAUUGUUAAAUAUCUCUUCAAAAGAAUGUGAAGGAAGCACUGACUAUGGGGUAAAUGGCAUGUCUUCUGGCGCUUCAUCUAUCUGCGGAAAAGCCAAUUCCAAUGACGGUGUUCAACUGAUUAAUGGUUUCCAUCAUUCAGAGUUCGUUGAGAAAGAGAGAGAACAAUUGCUAGCUGAGGAGGCAUCAUCAAGUGUACAAAUCAGUUCUGAAGAAGAGAUCCUUUCAAAAUCUGAGGAAGCAUGUUUUGUAGAACAUCAAAUGCAAGUUGAGAUAUCUAGGACAUCACAUAGAGUUUCUGCAAAUAAAUCUGGUUCAACUGCACCUGAAAACGAGCAGCAGGAAAUUAUGGAGUCGUGUAAAUUUUCAUCAAAUUUAGAACUUGGAAGGAGUGGUACCGAUGAUUCAUCAUGUGUAAUAAAGAGGGUUGCCCAAGUAGUAGAUGUUGCUCAGGAAAAAAGAAAUAAUGAACCCGAGUUGGAGGCUAAGAAUGGCCAAAUGCAGAAAAAGGACGUAAUAUCAGAUGGUGAACCAGAGUUCGAGGUUAAGAAUGGCCAAAUGCAGAAAAAGGAUGUAAUAUCAGACAUUCUUUCAAUUUUUGAGAAGAAUGACGGAAUAUCCAAUCUCAAGCAGGUUGCACAUUCUAAUAGUUUCAUACAGAGUGAAUCAACCAACAAAUGGCGGGAUGUUCUUGUAAAAAAAACAGUUUUGUCGACAAGUGAACACCAUCCAGCUGAAGACAUCUCUAUUCCUAUCGCACUUUCUAAUACCAAAAUGGACGAAAUUUCAUCUUUCUCCAAUGAUUCUUCUCACGUGGAGGCUGAUCAUCAAGCGAUAGAUCAGAUUGUCGACCCAAAGAGUGAAAAAUCUGUGCCUAGAGAGUCUGAACACCUCGAUGAAACAUCUCAGAAUGUUCUCGGAAAAAGUGGCACCACCAUAAAGGGCUUAAUAGAACUUAUUGGUGAGCUGCCUCCUUGGGAUCCGUCUUUUGUUAGGCAUGAAGAAAUUGUUGUUGACAGAAGUGAUAGGGAAAGAAGUGCAAGUAACAGAAUCCAAGCACACACUGAUAAGCAGACAUUAGACAGUAAAAAAAGAAAAACUUCAUCUCAGAGUGUGACUGGAAAGAAAAAAAACAGUGGGCUAUCCAACGAAGUCCAUGCAGAUCUUAACCCGGGUGAUGAAAGAACAGAGAUCAGGAAUACUGCACCGCUUGGUUUCUGCAUGUCAAUAGAAACUAAAGAGACUACAUCUUUGAGGGAAAAGGGUAAUCUGAGCAAGGGUGAGGAGGCCUCUUCAUCUGAAAAGUUAUCAGAUGAAAACAAAAUGAUUGUUAAGUUUGUGAACAUUAAAGCCACAGAAAGUGCUGUCUCUAGAGCUUUCCAGGGUUCUGGGGCUAUUUCUAAGGUUGUGUUUCCAAGUGUCAAAUCGACUAAUUAUAAAGCUGCACACAUUUAUUUUAAGUCACAAGAGGGAAGGCAAAAGGCUCUUAAAAGAUCUGAUGUGAUGAUUAUGGAUACGGUAGUUUUGGAGGCCACGUGUAUACCUGAUUUAAUUGGUUAUCCAGAAGUUCCCACCUCGUUAGUAAAGCAUCCUUCAAGGACAGUUAUGAUAAAAGAAUUCAAGCACAAUGUGACCUUUCGCGACAUUGAAGAAGCUCUAGCCUUCUGCAUAAGCAACAUAACUGGAAUUUUCUUUGGUUCGUCAAGCUCCGUUGCUUAUGUGGAAUUUGAGACAGUAGAGGGCAAAGAAAUUGCUAUUGAAAAGCAUGCAUUGAUCAUGCAUGGAGAGAAACUAUCAAUCUUGAGAAUCGAUGCACCACGAACAACCAUUGUAAGGAUGUCAAAUAUGGAUUUCCUUACAAUGAGAAAAAUGAUCCCCUUAUGCAAAGAACUGGGAAAGACUAGCCAAUUCGUAACGAGAACUCCUGGCAUCAUGGAUGUGCAUUACAAAUUUGCUGAAUGGCCAAGAAUGUUAGAGAUUAUAAACAGUCUCAACGGAUAUGAAGAAGAUGGUCAGCAGUUGGUAGCUAAGCCUGCACCUGUCUACUCCUCGCAUGUCCUUAGCGUUCUCUGGAGUCAACCAGAGGGUAGAAAGCAUUUGAAGACCGCGUUCAACAGCAUGUUGCAGAAAGUAGGUGGGGAUACAGAUGUUUUAGCAGAACUCGUUGAUAACUUUUAUGCUGGUGCAAGAAACAUAAUUAACAUAUGAUGGUAAAGUGUUCAGUAGUUAUACUGGAAAAUCCCCAUGCAUUUACUCUUCUAACAUAGAACUUCAGAUCUAACAACAAUAACAGACUUUGCUUUAAAACCUGCCCAUUUAUUAUCAGAGGAAAUUUUAGAAUUCAAAAAUGUUGUAUUUCAUAUCAGUUUGAUAAUUGUAAUUAAGGUUUUUGAUUAAGGGUAUACAUAGUAAAAGCUAAAUGUUAUUUUUGUUUCUCUUUUUGAUGGAUGCAAUGUAAAAGUUCAAAUGGCAUAGUACCAGAAGUGACAUCUUUUAAUCAGUAAAGCCACUUUUUUAUUUUC
Messenger RNA from Capsicum annuum, 3157 nucleotides. RefSeq lists its product as uncharacterized. NCBI's taxonomy places the organism in Eukaryota, Viridiplantae, Streptophyta, Magnoliopsida, Solanales, Solanaceae. The record is from RefSeq and is a predicted model, not a curated record. Gene Ontology annotation, molecular function: nucleic acid binding. The transcript is spliced from 7 exons. The coding region runs from base 234 to 2843 and encodes 869 amino acids.